AUGUACAAGAACAACAACACCAAUAUGCAGAUAACUGCCCCUGGCACUAUCCAGUGCUUGUUGGAUACAUCCGAUCAGGGCAGUGGGUAUGUGAACGAUUAUUGGGCUGCGUUAGUAGAGGAAUAUAGGGCAUAUUUGCAGUGUCUGACGCAGUGGGCGAAUGAGAUGGGCCUUCAGUAUUCUUUCCAGGUAUCUUACAACAUGCCUCUCGAUGCAUUGACAAGUAUCUCAGAAGUGAACACGCCCGAAUGUGAAAGCCUACAAUUCCAGGACAGCAUCAAGGAUAUCGGUAACCUACCGGUUAUCACAGCGCUUUUGUGGGAAAUUAGUCGGGCCGUUGCUGGAGGCGUCAACCAGGAUUAUGUUGGUACAACGUGGCCGGGCAAUGCACCGUUUAAAUAUCUCGUCUCCGACCUUUAUUCUGAAAAGCAGCCUUCCUGGAACCAUGGGCAGCCGAAGUUCGAUGCCGUUGUUUAUAAUAAGGACUCAGCUACUGAUCCAACUUUUAGUACGCACUACAACGAGACCGAUCUAAUUGAUGAGGGUACGUUAACCACUUUAGCAACGGUCUACGACUGGAAGACCGCGUGCUAA
Molecule: messenger RNA, 594 nt
Organism: Aspergillus alliaceus
Lineage: Eukaryota; Fungi; Ascomycota; Eurotiomycetes; Eurotiales; Aspergillaceae
Exons: 4
Coding region: 1-594 (197 amino acids)
Source: RefSeq, a predicted model, not a curated record